CUUCAUCAAAUAACAAUCUCCACACACUCUUUCCAUUCCCCUUCAGACUGUCGUGACACAAUGCGGGGUGUUUCCAGUCUAUCUCCUUGCAGAAAGCACCCUUGCCAGCCCCCGAAAGAACCCCUCUGAAAUUGUAUCUACUUCACCGAACAUCAGUGGCAUCAAGGGCACCCCAGACGGAUCCACUGAGCAUGUCGGCAUGCCAUCCUCGGUACCAUGCCCCGCCCUAAAGUACACCCAGCCAACCGUUUAAGAGCCUACGAAGCUUGCAAUGCAUGCAGGUCAACGAAAAAGCGAUGCAGUGGGACAUUUCCAUGCUCGAAGUGCAUCAGACUCGGACGCGCCGAUACAUGCGUGCCUAGACCACGGUCCGCUGCUCAACGGCCGACUGCAAACACCCGGAUCCUGCGCCGCUAUGAUUCUGGGCGUCGACCAGCCACAACUCUUGGUGCAAAUAGCUUGGCAGGUCGGGCAGAUUCCGCUAGCUUCGAGGCUUCGGAGCCGAGUCGAUCGACAGUAGAUACUCAGCCUAUGUCCCCAGAAACAUUACAUAGGACUCAUCCACGGAUGCUCCGCAAUCUACGUGGCGAACGAGUCUAUGUGGGAAAGGCUGCCUCCUUGUCCUUUCUGCAACUAGUCCGGGACACUGUAUCACAGUAUAUUGGGCCGUCGCAAUUCUCGCACAAUGUGAAAAGCGAAGAUAUGCUAGAGACGGAGACACCACACGGGACACCACCAACGCUAGAGAGUAGUCUGGACUCAUAUCAGCUACUCCAGUACUAUCAGACAUAUAGCUCAGCUACGAGUGGCUUCAUCCACGUCUUGUCAAGUGCAGAGGCUAUGGAAGUUCUUGAUGCUUUAAUUGAGCCCAGCACACAUCCAGAUAGGACAGAAAUGGCAGUCGCAGGUAUGAUAAUUGCCAUCGGGGCACAGGCCAGCAAACGCACUGUUUCUACCGAGCAAGCCGAGCGCUAUUUCUUCUCCCGUGCUCAACGCAGCGCCUUUGAGGGGAUGUUGGAAAACCCCAGCUUGACUCUGAUACGUUUAUUCCUGUUGAUGUCCUUCUACAUGCUCGGUGCUUGUCGUCGGAAUGCCGCCUUCAUGUAUCUUGGCGUGGCUGUUCGAGCUGCUGUGGCAUUGGGUCUUCAUCUUACCGAGCUCGCGGAUGCCGUGCCUAGCCCUGAGCAACACCAGAGAGUAAGGGUGUGGAUGAGUGUUUAUAACCUGGACCUUCUAGUAAGCUCUAUCCUUGGGAGACCAGCUGCGACAGCUGCUCUGCGUUCGGAAACAGAGGAUGGUCCUAUCCGUUACGCACUCCUGGAGGGCCAUAUGUCGAUGGGCUUGGUUGCCUCCUAUGGGGUCUCGAGGAUCUUGGAGGAUAUUAUCUCGUCUAUGUACAGCAAGGACGGAGCCUCGGCUGAGCUCGCGGACUCGCUUUUAGCCAAACUCAAACAAUGGAGCGAUGAACUACCGGGGCCAUUGGUGGAGCCUCCUAAUCUUGACUUCGACGAACCCGCUGCGCGAACCCAUAUCAUCAACAAUCUUCACGUUGCUUGCAUUUACCAUUUCGCGGUAAUCACGGCGACGCGACCCUUUCUGGUUUCAGUUCUGGGCGUGCGACUGGCAAGGUUGCACAAUGACUCUACGGAUGGCACAUCGAGUGAUUUGUUGCAUGAGGAUGCAGCACAUUCCAAUCUUGCAACUGCUUGCAUUGAUUCAGCCUUGUACAUGAUACAGACAUGUUCUGAGGUGCACCGCUCUAAACUAAUGCUAGGAAACAUGUGCAUACUGAAGGCUUUUGUAUUCGCUGCCGCCUUGGUUCUCGGGUUCUCGAUGUUCUCUCGGAAAGAGGCGGAGCCCUCACAUGAACAGGCUUACGGGGAUGCCCUGGAGAUUCUCCGUGUGCUUUCGGAGCAGUCCGCCCAGGCAGGCCAUUACCAUGAGAUACUUAGCUGCCUGGGCAAUGCUGUUACUGAGCAGCGUCGACGACUUGUACAGCAUUCCCGCCAGAGUAAGGGACGAUAUGUCAGUAAACUUUUUAGUCUGGAUGAUCGCAGGCCCUCGGUGGAGCUACAGGAAGGGCUAGACACGCCAUUGUUAAAUGGCGUUUCUGCUAUGUCCCCUGGGGCCGGCAUCUCGGAUCCAUGGGCUGGCAUCCAACGCCUGGGCUUUAUGGACUCUUUGGAGAUUGAUGCAGCGUAUACUGGCCUCGACGGUAUGCAGCUGCCGGUAUGGGAUAGUUUUCCCUUCGUUGGCGAGGCUUUUCAGCUGCAGGGCAGGAUGGGUGAUGUAACUUAAUGUAGUGUGCAUACGAAUAACGCCUUGACUUAUGAUCUAUUUAUAUCUAUUGAUCUAUUAUCUGGCAGGGGCUGGUACAAUUUUUCAUGGUUAUUAAUCGGUUGUGAGAUGUUC
Molecule: messenger RNA, 2412 nt
Organism: Aspergillus vadensis CBS 113365
Lineage: Eukaryota; Fungi; Ascomycota; Eurotiomycetes; Eurotiales; Aspergillaceae
Product: Zn(II)2Cys6 transcription factor
Exons: 2
Coding region: 217-2298 (693 amino acids)
Biological process (GO): DNA-templated transcription; positive regulation of transcription from RNA polymerase II promoter by galactose
Cellular component (GO): nucleus
Molecular function (GO): DNA-binding transcription factor activity, RNA polymerase II-specific; zinc ion binding; RNA polymerase II cis-regulatory region sequence-specific DNA binding
Source: RefSeq, a predicted model, not a curated record